Messenger RNA from Sciurus carolinensis (gray squirrel), 1440 nucleotides. Its product is annotated as PRAME family member 12-like. Bases 1 to 1440 code for a protein of 479 amino acids. Lineage: Eukaryota; Metazoa; Chordata; Mammalia; Rodentia; Sciuridae. The transcript has a single exon. Gene Ontology annotation, biological process: positive regulation of cell population proliferation; negative regulation of DNA-templated transcription; negative regulation of apoptotic process. Gene Ontology annotation, cellular component: cytoplasm. The record is from RefSeq and is a predicted model, not a curated record.
AUGAGCAUCCAGGCCCCACCCACACUCCUGGAGCUGGCAGGGCGUAGCCUGCUGAUGGACAACCAGCAGGCCAUCCUGGCUCUGGAGGACCUGCCCAUAGAGCUCUUCCCACCGCUCUUCAUGGAGGCCUUCACCAGGGGACACACUGAAGUCCUGAAGGAAAUGGUGCAGGCCUGGCCCUUCACCUGCCUCCCCCUGGGGGCCCUGAUGAAGGAGCCACACCUGGGAAUGCUCCAAGUCGCACUGGAAGGGCUGGAUAUGCUGCUUGCCCAGAGGGAUCGCCCCAGGAGGUGGAGGCUGCAGGUGCUGGAUCUGCGGAAUGCUCAUCAGAACUUCUGGAGGAUGUGGACAGGAAAUAUGGCUGAUGCCUGCUCAUCAGAGGCCAAGAACAAAAAUCAAACAUUGAAACUUCCAACAAUGGUAGCCAAGGAGCCCCUGAAGGUAUUCAUAGAUGUGUGCCUGACAGAAGGUCCUCUUGAUGAGUUCCAAACCCACCUCUAUUUGUGGGUAAAACAGAGAAGAGAUGUGUUGCACCUGUGUUGCAAGAAGCUGACAUUUUUUGCAAAACCCAACUGCCAUACCCGGAAGUUUCUGAAAAUAUUGGAUCUGAAUGCUGUCCAGAAAGUGGAGGUGCACUGCUCCUGGAAACUCUCCACCUUGGCUGUUGUUGCUCCAUUCUUGGGUCACAUGAGGAACCUGAGGACCCUCCUUCUCUCCCACAUUCGAGGAUCUGCCUCUACUUCCUCAGAGAAGAAGGAGCGGUUGAUCGCCCAGUUCACCUCCCAGUGUCUCAGGAUGGACUGCCUGCAGAAGUUUUAUGCAAAUGCUGUCUUCUUCCUGGAGGGCCACCUGGACCAGGUGCUGAGGCACCUGAAGAAUCCCCUGAAGACCCUAUCAAUCACCAACUGCCAGCUUUCAGAUUCAGACUGGCACUAUCUCUCCCAGUACCCCAACACCAGCCAGCUCAAACUCCUGGAUCUGAGGGGUGUGGAGUUGACCACCUUUAGUCCCGAGCCCCUCAGAAUUCUGCUGGAGAAGGUGGCAGCCACCCUAAAGACCCUGGACUUGGAAGACUGUGAGAUCACGGACUCCCAGCUCCAGGCCCUCUUACCUGCCCUGAGCUGCUGCUCUCAGCUCAAGACCUUCAGCUUCUUUGGGAACCACAUCUCCAUGCCGGUCAUGAGGGAACUGCUGUGCCGCACUGCCCGGCUGAGCCUGCUGGGCCUGGAGCUGUACCCUGCCCCUCUGGAGAGUUAUGACGCCCACGGAGCCAUCCACCUGGGGAGGUUUUCCCAGCUCUGCGCAGAGCUGACCGCCAUCGUGAGGGAUGUGAGGGAGUCGAAGCUGCUGGUCUUCAGUACCACUCCCUGCCCUCAGUGUGGCCACCAGCUCCUGUACAACCUGGGCCUGGGUCGCUGCUCCUGCCCAGCCCCUGCCUAG